AUGAGUAAGAAAAAAGUUUUUUUUUUUUUUUGUAUCUUCUCCUCAUUACUAAUAUAUGCAUAUGUUUAUAGUAUAAGUAUUACUCAUAUAUCAAACGAAAAGGAAAAAUUAAAAUUAAUAGAACAUAAUGAUGCAAAUGUAUCUAUUGCAGUCUUUAACUUAUCCAAUGAAAUGCUUUAUGUUGAUCAGCAGCAUUUUACAAAUAUUAAAAAGUUGCAACACAUUCUAAUAAAGUGCCUAAAAUCAGAAAAAAAACAUAUUAUAGAUAAUCUAGGAAUAGAAAGUAUAAAAUUUUUGUUAUUUGAGUAUUUUAAGAAAGAAAUGUAUAAUAAUUUAACGCUUUUUUUUCAGUUCAUUAAAAAUAAUUUUCAUUACCUUAAUAAAACAAUAUAUGUAGAAAAAAAAAGAUAUAAAUUAUCACCAAAAGAUUACAUUGAAAAUGAUAAAUUAUUAGAUUUACUAGAAAAAGUGAUGAAUUUUGAUAAAAGAAAUAAUGCUAUAUAUCUUGAAAAAUUAUAUCAAUUUAAAAAUAUAAUGGAAUGUUUUUAUGUAUCUAUAUCAAUGAAUUUAGAGAAUGAAAAAAAUCCAAUAGUUUUAUAUAUGAAAAUAGAUGAUAGUAAUAAUUAUAUUAACAUAAAAAUAGAUAAUAAUUUAUUAUCAAAAAGCAUUAGCAAUAUUAAAGAAAAGGAAUCUCUAUAUAGUGACAAAACUCAAAUUCUUCCUAAUCUAUUAGAUCCAUUAAGAACAAAUAAUUUAACUUUGAGAAUGCCAAGAAAUUUUAAAUGGCCAUUAAAUUAUUUCCGAAAUUUAUGUGUAAGUAAUAAUUAUAAAGUUGCUUCUGAAAAUUGGGUUAAUUAUUUUUAUAAUCACAAUGAGACUUUAUGCCAUAUUGAAACAUGUGGAUCCGGUGACUGCUUAUUUUUAACGUUAGAAUAUUUACUAAAUGAUAAUGAAAUAGCAACAGAUAAUAUAUUUUUAAAUGAAAAUAUAAAAGAAAGUGAAUAUAUUAAGUGGUAUAUAAAAAAUAUAAAGCUCCUAAAUCAAAAAAAAUUUAAUGUUAUUGAUUUAAGGUAUAUAACUACUUAUUUUUUUAUAAAAUAUUUUCCAGGAUAUUCUAAUGAAAAUGAUAUAGAUGAAUCAUAUAUAAAUGAAAAAUUAGAUUUAUUAAUAAAUCUUGAAUUCAUAAAUUAUUAUUUAAAAAAAGAUUUAAUUUUUGAAAUGAUACAGAAUAAAAAUGAAAAAAAAAACAUAAAAGAAAAGUCAUUUUUAUCAACCAUAUCAGAUUUUCUCGUUAAUGUUAUACCAUUUCGUAAUUUUUCAUCUAAUAGUGAUAAUAAUGAUGAUGAUUAUAAUGACAAUAAUAAUAAUUAUGAUGAUAAUUAUAAUGACAAUAAUAAUAAUUAUGAUGAUAAUUAUAAUGACUAUAAUAACAACAAUAAUGAUGAUAAUUAUAAUGACAAUAAUGACAAUUAUGAUGAUGAUUAUAAUAACAAAAAUAACAAUUACAGUAAAUGUUAUUCAUCUUCUACAUCCUACUUAGAUGAUAACAUUAGUAAAAAUCUCUAUUCUUUUCAUGAAUAUGCUGAUAAUUGUAAUAACAAUUCUUUCCUUUCUUCUGAUGAUAAUAAAUAUUAUUCAUUGUCAUCUUCAGAACACAAACAAAUAUCAUCUCAUGAUUUGAAAGAUGUAAAUAGAAACAAGAAAGAUAUAACUAGUAGAUUAAAAGAUUCAAUACACAAAUUAAAUGAAAAAGAAAUAGAAUAUGACUCAAAAUUGGUAAAUAGUUUAUUAUAUAACACUAAUGAAAAUAUAAUAAAAAAGGAUAUGAAUCAAGGUAUAUUCAAUACUAAGAAUGAAGAAUAUAGAAAUGAAGAUAUGUAUAAAUCACGAACAUACGAAUUAAAUAAAAACAAAAAAACAAACGAAACAAUAUCAAAUAAAAAAGAUCGUAUUAAUUUAAGUGAAAAUAGGAAUAUUAGAGAUUAUAAUGAGUACAAUAAUACUGAAUCAGUUAACUUAGAGAGAAAAAAUUAUGAUGAUGAAUAUGAAAGUAUUUUAGACGAUAUUGAUAACUUUGGAUAUAGAAUAUAUGAGUUGAUUUUUUUUAAAAUAGUAUCAUUAUCAGAUAAUAAAUUAACUUUAAAUAAAUUAAGAAAACUUAAUAAAAAAAGUCUACAAGAAUUAAAAGGAACAAAUUUGAAAGUAAAAGUUAUUGGAUCACAUGUAUUUAUGAAAAACAUUGAAGAAGGAAAUAUUCUCCCAUUUUAUAAUUCAGAUAAUAUAAAAGAUAAAUUAAAUAACCCUUUUAGUGAAGAAAAUUAUGCAAAUAAAGAUUUGUAUGUGAUUAUAUUAAAAACAACAUUUGGUAAAAAUAUAAAAAGAAAGAGUGAUGGAAUAAUUUCUAAAAGUUUGUUAUUAAAACAUGAUGGAGAUAGCAUAUCUUAUUGGUCAAUAAAAAAUAAUAAAUAUCACUUUACUAGUGACAAUAAAGUAAUUCAAACUAGCACCAUUCAAGAAAAGGCAUCAGCUUUAUUUUAUGAAAGAACAAGAACUGGUCAUAUUCAUUGGGGAGAUGAAAUUGACUAUGAUGCAUUUCAAAAAAUGUUUAAUAUCGGUUUAAUUACAUUUAUAAAUGGUAGUACUGAAUUUUUUUUUUCAAAAGAUACUUUUAAAGAAUACGAAUUAUAUUUUUUAAUCUACUUUUAUUCAGAUAUUCAUUUUGAACCAGGAGUUCACAUAACAAUAAAAGGAAAUAAUGCAAGUCUUAAAUCUGCAUAUAAAAAAAAUAAAAUUCCUCAUUCCUUUUUAGAAAUAGUUAAGAAAUAA
Molecule: messenger RNA, 2826 nt
Organism: Plasmodium gallinaceum
Lineage: Eukaryota; Apicomplexa; Aconoidasida; Haemosporida; Plasmodiidae
Product: conserved Plasmodium protein, unknown function
Exons: 1
Coding region: 1-2826 (941 amino acids)
Source: RefSeq, a predicted model, not a curated record